Molecule: messenger RNA, 857 nt
Organism: Arabidopsis arenosa
Lineage: Eukaryota; Viridiplantae; Streptophyta; Magnoliopsida; Brassicales; Brassicaceae
Source: the annotation of a GenBank genome assembly
CUAUCUUUUUCUUUAUCUCUCUCUUCUGUUCAAUAACAAAAUCCAGAACUAUAUGAGACCUUGUUUUCACUUACCACCUUCUUAGAGGAGAAAAGUAAAACAUUCACGAUAUGGUGAGCUUACGAAGACGUAGGCUAUUGGGUCUUUGUUGUGGACCAAAUGGUUAUGUGACACCACUUCCAUUUUUAACUGCUGAGGAGAUGAUCACUGGGAUUCCAAAUCCUAAUGCCAAAUCAGCUUAUAAUCCCGGGCCAGAAGAAACGUUUAAAACGGCUAUAGACGAGAAAAUGGCUAUUGAAGAGAGGAGCCGAAUAACUCGGUCAAAACAUAUGCAUUUCAGGUCUGAUUACUCAGAUAUUUCACCGGUUAAUUCUGAUUCCAUCUCACCAAAAUACCAGCCGCCGAAACGAAGAAAGCAGCAUAGAAGAAAGCGAGUACAUAACCAAGAACCAUGUUUGAUGAGAGGAGUCUACUACAAAAACAUGAAAUGGCAAGCCGCCAUUAAAGUCAAGAAGAAACAAAUCCACUUAGGCACUUUCUCUUCACAAGAAGAGGCUGCUCGUUUAUAUGAUAGGGCUGCUUUCAUGUGUGGGAGGGAACCAAACUUUGAGCUCUCGGAAGAAGAUAAACGAGAACUCAAACAGCAAAGCUGGGAAGAGUUCUUGGAUUGCACACGCCGAACAAUUACGAACAAAAAACCAAAGAUUAGGAUAGACCAUGAGGAUAAGGAGAUCAAUGCGAGCAUGCCACAUCAACCAGAAGAAGAAGAGCAAGACUAAGACCAAAUGUGAUCAAUUGUGCAAAAGAUACCACCAGACUCAUACAAAGACCAAAUGUGAUAAAUUGUGAAAAGGAUA